Messenger RNA from Alosa sapidissima (American shad), 5606 nucleotides. RefSeq names its product axin-2-like. The transcript is spliced from 17 exons. Gene Ontology annotation, biological process: negative regulation of canonical Wnt signaling pathway. The record is from RefSeq and is a predicted model, not a curated record. Lineage: Eukaryota; Metazoa; Chordata; Actinopteri; Clupeiformes; Clupeidae. Bases 1300 to 3882 code for a protein of 860 amino acids.
GACCCAGCGAAAUAUGUAUUUUCACCGUGACCCUACUAUGAAGAACGGAACUGCUUGUCCAUUUUUAUUUUUUUUGUUUUGUUUUGUUUUCUCUAAAUCCACCAAAACUGAAGAAAUUGAAGUUGACUGGUUCGUGGCGGCUUUUUUGUGGCCUGCUCUGUUCAGGCUCAGAGGGAGUUCCCCCCCGUCUCCACCAUUCAUCACCUGCUUUCAGCGGCCAACCGCGGCCACCUCAGCCUCUCGCCGGACAGGCCAGAUCAUGGAGCACAAACUGCAGCAGGAACAGGAGAGGACGCACCUAUUCCAGAAGCACAAUGCUUUGCAAAGGACCGCCUGGUCCAAGACCACCAACGGACCAUCGCCAUCACGGGGGGUAGUGAAGGGGCCGCCAUGGUUCGACUCCAAAUUCAAUGGCGGGGCGGAGGAAUCGGGACAGGCAGGUGGUUUUCUCAACUGUGGGGGCAACUGAAGGUUACAGAGAACAUCACAGAGCUGGAGGCUGGCGGUUUACACGACGGAACCGGAUGGCGGAGGAGGACGACAGAGAGACGACGCUUGACGAAGGGAGGGAGUGGAGGGAUACACCACGAGGUGGGAGAGGAUGCGUGGGUCUCCAACGCCAGGCCUCUAGCCCCAACGAAAGGGCCAGCCCAAAGAGAUGAAUCGUUGGCCCGGGAUCAAAGAUGGACCCCUGUGCCGCUCUGGCUGCCACAAAGGGGCGUCGAGGUUGGCACGGCGCCCGCGUCCCCGGUGACAACCAUGCAGAUGGGUUGCCAGGCGCAAGGGGUCAACAGCAAAGUGGCUGAACGUGUACAUCCUGUGAGAUGUCUGGUCUCACAUCUCUCUCUCGCUCUCUCUAUCUCUCUCUCUUUUCCCCCUUUCUCUUGCUCUCUCUCUCUUUCAUGUUGUCAGUUCCUGCGGUCCACCAUGAAGUGGAGGCCGAGGCCGGUCUGGAGGCUCUCAUGGUCGGGGGAGAACUGCGCCGAACCCUCCGUCUGGCCCCCAUCUUGUCCAGAUCUACAGUGAACCCCCAGAAUCUCCAUGGAGGGAGUGGCGUACUGAAGACGACAUUCCUGUCAGCGCAAUGUGUCCUGUCCAGGAGGUCAGCAGCAACAUUGGCAGCUGGAGGAUGGACCUCUAUGUGAAAGGAAUACCUCUUGGUGAUGGGACGAUGAAGCUACUCAGCAGAUACAGAGAGAAGAGGAGUUGAGAAGCUCCCCUGCUGGUUUUAGUGAGUGAGGAGAGUGGAGCCGAGCUGCAAGCAGGCUAGCGCUGCACAAGGAUACGAACAGUGGAGCCAUGAGUAGGGCGCUUACGGACCCUAUCGGCAGUAGCUUCAGAGAAGAUGCUCCUCGUCCUCCGGUACCGGGGGAAGAGGGAGAAGCGUCAUGCCACACUCCCAGCAAAUAUGCCAAAAUGAGACCUCAAAACAAGGCUAAACUGAUUGCUGCCUCUUCUUCGAGUUCCACGCCGCGGAGGAACGAGGAUGGACUCGGGGAACCCGAAGGGAGCGCGUCCCCGGACUCUCCGCUUGCCCGGUGGACGAAGUCGUUGCAUUUUCUCUUGGGUGACCAAGACGGUGCUCACCUUUUCAGGACAUUUUUGGAGCGGGAGCAAUGCGUGGACACGUUAGACUUUUGGUUCGCCUGCAACGGGUUCAGGCAAAUGGACCUUAAAGAUUCCAAAACGGUACGAGUUGCCAAAGCAAUUUACAAACGGUACAUCGAAAACAACAGCAUUGUCGCCAAGCAAAUGAAACCUGCUACAAAGGCAUACAUAAGGGAUAGUAUUAAGAAGCAACAGAUAGACUCCGCAAUGUUCGACCAGGCACAGACUGAGAUUCAGUCGACCAUGGAGGAGAAUGCUUACCAGAUGUUUUUAACUUCUGACAUAUACCUCGAGUACGUUCGCACCGGGUGCGAGAACGCUGCCUACGUGAAUCACGGCAAUCUUGGAAGUCUGAAGUUGAUGUGUGGGUAUCUUCCUCCGUUGAUUGAGGACAAGGAAUGGAAUUGCAAUGACUUAAAAGUAAAAGCCCUGGCCACUGUGGUCGGACUAUCGGAGAAAACAUUACGAGCUACUGUAUCCAUUAGGACAACGGAUGUGCUGGAACAUGCGUGCAGGUCGCAGAGGCGAGGAGAGCCGGCGAGUCCGUACUUCGUCAACUCGGGCCACGUGUUCGUCCCCGCCACCAGUGCCAACGACAGCGAGAUCUCCAGCGACGCCAUGACGGACGACUCCAUGUCGAUGACGGAUAGCAGUGUUGAUGGCAUCCCUCCGUACAAACUGGGCAGCAAGAAACAGCUUCAGAGGGAGAUGCAUCGCAGUGUCAAAAUCAACGGCCAGGUCUCGCUCCCCCACUUUCCGAGGACGCACCGGCUGCCGAGGGAGAUGACGCCCGUGGAGCCGUCGGCCUUCGCCGCUCAGCUCAUCACCCGUCUGGAGAAGCUCAAGAAGGAGCAGGAGACCCUGAGCUCCCUGGAGGAGCGACUGCAGCAGAUCCAAGAGGAGGAGGAGAGGGACGAGAGCGAGGUGCCCGGCAGCAGCGUUGCGGUCCACCACCCUCCCCACGCCUUGGGCCUGCUGCCCUCGGGCUCCUGCGAGGAGGACCCACAGGCCAUCCUGGACGAGCACCUCUCCCGCGUCCUCAAGACGCCCGGCUGCCAGUCGCCCGGCGUGCCCGUCCGCUACUCGCCGCGGUCCCGCUCGCCUGACCACUGCACCUCAGCCGCCGCCGCCGCCGCCGGCCUCAUCCUGGGCGCGGGCAGCCCCUCGUCGUUCGGCGUGGCGCCCGCCGCGGGCAAGGGUCCCCUGGGCCACCGUCAGGCCACCAAGCACAUCCACCACCACUACAUCCACCACCACCACGCCGCCUCGCCCAAGACCAAGGAGCAGAUCGAGGCGGAGGCGGCACAACGCGUGGCCCAGUGCCUGUGUCCACCCACCGCCGCAACCGCCGCCGACUACGCCCACCAGCGCUGCCACAGCCCGGCCGAGUUCAACGCUGGGCGUUCUAGCACUUUGUCCAAGAGACCCAGCAAGGCCAGCGACGGCGUGAGCGCCAGUCUGUCCGGGGGAGAGGGCAGCGUCUCCCCUCAGCUGCCCUCGGACGGAACCGACCGCUCGCAGAACGUGUGGCAGUGGAUACUGGAGAGCGAGAGGCAGAACCGGCACAAACCGCACAGCACUCAAGGCCUGAAGAAGUCCCACACCCCCGAGGCCUCGUCCAAAACCCUCCCCAGUCGGACGCCGUCCUGGGGAGGCGGCGGCAUCGUCGGCGGUGGUGGCAGCCACUCCCGCAACCACCACCCAGGGCACCCCUUCAUCCAGGACCCAGCCAUGCCCCCUCUACCCCCGCCCAACACCCUGGCCCAGCUGGAGGAGGCCUGUCGGCGCCUGGAGGAGGUCUCCAAACCCCCCAAACAGAGCAGGCAUUCAGUAUCCAGCCUUCAAAGGGACAGGAGCCAUCCGCAACCCUUCAUGAAUGGGAACUCAGCUCCAGCCAACCCCAGCCUUCAGAUAGACGAGUGGAAAGAGCCAAAGAAGCCAUGCGGCGGACACAACGGGGCUCCAGCAGCGCUGACGCCAUCGUUGUUCUCGUCGUCGUCCUCGUACUCGUCGUCGUCGCCGGGCUCAGAGCUGGUGGUCACGUACUUCUUCUGCGGGGAGGAGAUCCCGUAUCGGCGCAUGAUGAAGACGCACAGCCUGACCCUUGGCCACUUCAAAGAGCAGCUGCGCAAGAAGGGCAGCUACAGGUACUACUUCAAGAAGGCCAGCGACGAGUUUGAGUGCGGCGCCGUGUUCGAGGAGGUGUGGGACGACUGCACAGUCCUGCCCAUGUACGAAGGCAAAGUCCUGGGCAAAGUGGAGAGAAUGGACUGAAGUGGAGAGACUACAAGCAAACAAACAAACAAACAAACAAACAACGGAGAGAAAAAAAAAAGAAUAAAUAAGAAACGACACCGCAGGACACUUCUUCUGGAUUCAGUCAUUUGUAAGCUAACCAGAGUUAAUAUAUCCAAAAUGACUGCAGGCAGGACACAUAAAGCUAUUGAAGGAACACUACAAGGACAACAGUUAAACAAUGAAGUACUCUGAAGAGCGGAGGAGCAAAAAAAAAAACCUUUGGAAUGGACACCCUUUCCCAACCCUCAGCCUUAGACCCAGUAGGGAAUGGGAUUCUGGGUAUUGUAGUUCCCAGAUAGGCCCCUCCACUCUGACUGUAACCACUGAAGACAUAGACUGUUUGGAGAGAUAUAUAGGAGGUAUGCACGAGCAGGAGCUCCACUACUAUGCCGAAUGGAUGAACUGGCAUGUCGUGGAACCUGUUGUACUAAAAACCUAUGAUGAAAUGUCCAUACGUGUGCAUAUACAUACAAGCCUUUAUGUAUAUUUACAUGUAUUCACCACAGAUGUUGUUGUUUUGAUUUUUUUUUAUUUGAUUUGUUUUUAUUUGUAUUUCUUAAAAGAAAGUUUAUUAAGUAUUUAUUAAACUGUACACCCCUGUUCCCACCCCCCACCUUACCCCCACAAAUGUACACCCCACGUCCUAAAGGAUGGACUAGCUGCUUUCAGAGACAUGGGAGAGAGGUGUUUUGUUGGAACUGCCCCAAAGUUGCCAGAGCUGCCCCAGAUAUCAGCUAUUCUGAACCGGACCGAACCAGGGUCUGACCUCAGCCAGGCUUGGUUCCACUCUCAGUUGGUUACCAGGGGAACAGCCGCCAUCUUGCUUCCUGUCAUUUCAGCCCAUUCCUCACCGUGUCAGGAGCCCACAGAGAAGCAAUUCCAAAAGCGUUAGGAUGGCCGGGUCCGCUCGUUUUUGCUACUGAUUCUGAUAGUUCACACACACACGGGCACCUGCCAGCCCCCCUUUACCCUCCCCCAGAAAACAGAGCUCUUCCCUUUGUGCCUUUGUUUAAGGGUCAGGUAUUGCGGAAGAAUGGACAAAGCAGUAGCGAAAAGUAAAGUGCUAAAGAAGUGUUCACUUAAAGCUUUUGCCAUCGGCCUGCCAGUCGCAAGGGAGCGUUUACAAUGCUGUGAAUCCAAGUGCACCAAAAAAAAAAAAAAACGAAACAUGCAAAACCCAAGAGCUCUUUAUCCGCCCCUGAAACAAUUGGCAAUUGUUAUUGGCCUUCAACAACAACAAAAACUGGUCUUGGACUUCUUCUCCGAAUGUCAGUCCCCGCGCUAUAGGUUCCCCUGAGUCCAGCUCCUGUACACGUGGGAAUGGGGCAUUGCAAGCUGCAGAGACACUAUUAUUAUGUUCUGUUCCUCUAGUACAGCACCUGUGCCUACAUGGACUUCCUACCAUGUAUUACCCUGCUUCAGGGUCUAUUCUUCCCUCGGUUUUCAGAAGGGCUUUAUGUUGAAAAGAUAUUUUUAUGCUUUUAAUAAUAUCCUGUAAUCAUUGUUUUUUUUGUUUUUGUUUUUUUGUUUUGUUUAGUUUUUUUGGUUUGUUUUGUUUUUUACAUAUUUUUUUUGUUCUAUCUAAACUGUAAAAUAUACAUUAUAUAAAGAGUUUCAUUUAAAGAUUUACAUGGACCUAUAAUUAUUGUAAUUAUUAAGAGAUGUAGCCUUUAUUAAAGUUUUAUAUUUUUCAAAUGAAA